Molecule: messenger RNA, 1957 nt
Organism: Megalops cyprinoides (Indo-Pacific tarpon)
Lineage: Eukaryota; Metazoa; Chordata; Actinopteri; Elopiformes; Megalopidae
Product: rho-related GTP-binding protein RhoB
Exons: 1
Coding region: 192-782 (196 amino acids)
Biological process (GO): small GTPase-mediated signal transduction
Molecular function (GO): GTPase activity; GTP binding
Source: RefSeq, a predicted model, not a curated record
UCCUAGUUAGAAACUGACUGGAAAGGCAAGAUAGAGUGUUGGGAAACGUGCUUUGAAACGCUUUUGCGGGCUUAAAGACAGAGAUUCACCGGAGAGCCGCCGAGAUAUAUUAAAAACAAGCCUUAAGUACUCAUCGAUAAUUUAAGUAACAUUACUUUUUUGUUUAUAGCGAAAGAGCAGAGAUUGAAUCGAUGGCUGCUAUUCGCAAGAAGCUCGUGGUGGUCGGUGACGGCGCCUGCGGGAAGACAUGCCUGCUUAUUGUCUUCAGUAAAGAUGAGUUCCCCGAGGUGUAUGUGCCCACGGUUUUUGAGAACUACGUGGCCGACAUUGAAGUGGACAGCAAGCAAGUGGAACUUGCUCUCUGGGACACGGCCGGUCAGGAAGACUACGACCGUCUCCGCCCUCUCUCCUACCCGGACACUGACGUUAUCCUAAUGUGCUUCUCCGUGGACAGCCCAGACUCUCUCGAAAACAUCCCCGAGAAGUGGGUGCCGGAGGUGAAGCACUUUUGCCCGAACGUGCCAAUCAUUCUAGUCGCCAACAAGAAGGAUUUGAGGAACGACGAAAACGUCAGGAACGAGCUGGCCAGAAUGAAGCAGGAGCCGGUGAAAACUGAGGAUGGGCGAGCCAUGGCCGUGCGCAUUGGGGCGUAUGAUUACCUGGAAUGCUCUGCCAAAACGAAGGAUGGGGUGCGGGAGGUGUUCGAGACGGCUACCCGCGCCGCUCUGCAGAAAAGAUCGAGACCGUCUGGGGGCUGCGUGAACUGUUGUAAGCUGCUGUGAACUCUCAAUUGAUGACAGAUAACUACUGAAAACUAGUUAAAAAGCGCACGAGACUCUUCGGCAUCAGUCCGCCAGGAUCGAAGAAACAAAGAACUCGUUAGUUACGAGACCUGCGUUCUUUGUGCUUGUUAACAGAGCAGCGGGGUUAACAUUCAGAGGAUGAGGCGCAUGAGCGGAACCUCCUUUGGAUCACUCCCAGUGAUCGAGACUGUCAGUGACCACCGAUAGUUGAUUUUUUACUGGGCGGGUGGGGGAGACUUCGCUGAAGCCAACGGACUGAGGGUUUUAUGGGGUCGAAAUGUGUACAACGGCACUGUCGCAUUUUGAGGAUUUAGAAAAUGCCAUGCUACUGCAUUAAGCUAUUACUGUCUGAAUGGGACAGGACCUAGGUGAGGAAAAUAUCGGUUUUUGAAACCCUUUUAAAAAAGAAUAUAUUUACUAGCAAUAUUGGCUUGCUAGGUUGCUGUGAUGCCGACCACAGAUAACCGGGGAACAGCUACCCUUAGAAAUGAUAUUGUGAAAUUAAACGUGUGGACUGAAAUCUUAUAGAAGCCGUACAAUACAGACACUAAGUGGGCAUUUGAGGAGGGUGGACGUGGGGUGAAAGCGGGUAUGGUGUAGAGACCAUCCUCUGUGAGUGAGGCUUAGUCUCAGUUUUUGGGAGACUAAUUACGCUGUAUUUUAUAGUGGAUGUCAAGAGAGAAAGCCACCCGCUUUGCUGUGUUUAAUGCUUCUGUUUUGCACACGGUCUUGAUGCUAGCCCAAGGCUCUACCCCAAAGCUGUACAUCAGCAUUUAAACACAACAUCCUCUGAACUUUUAUACUUUAACACCGUGGUAUGGGUUAUGUUUUUUUUUUUUUUUUUUUCUCUGUUGGUCCGAUGAACAAGCCACGUUCGGACGCCUUUUGAGCACUGGCGCCAUCCAACAUACAAAUCAUUUUGCCACGAUUGCACUGUGCAUAAGAUAUGAGGCUGAGAUGUUGGUCAAGAAAGAUUUAAACGCUCAGUGGCCUCACUUCUCUCUGUAAUGUAAAGUUAUGCUUUCUCUGUUACAGAGGAGGCUUAUAAAGAUCUGCAUUGUACUAUACUAUUUUUAUACGUCUUUGAGCCUGUGGUACAAAGGAUUUUCUUUGUUAAAAAGACUGACAUUAAGUUUCAAGACGUAUGAGAUGUU